Bicyclus anynana (squinting bush brown) is the source of this 6896-nucleotide messenger RNA. Its product is annotated as monocarboxylate transporter 9. The transcript is spliced from 9 exons. Gene Ontology annotation, molecular function: monocarboxylic acid transmembrane transporter activity. The coding region runs from base 282 to 2291 and encodes 669 amino acids. Lineage: Eukaryota; Metazoa; Arthropoda; Insecta; Lepidoptera; Nymphalidae. The record is from RefSeq and is a predicted model, not a curated record. Gene Ontology annotation, biological process: transmembrane transport; monocarboxylic acid transport.
UUGUGCACAAAUGUAUAACUCAAGGAAGCCAAAGAAGGCACACCAGAGAGUGAUUGUGUUAUUUCAGUAUUCGCUAUCAACGGUUGUUUAUCCCUGAGUUCAAAGAGUUCAAACACUAUCUGAAGUUAAAUGACGCCAAGAGGGCAUGGCCAGGGCUCGAAAACAGUUUGAAAUGUUUAAUAAAUUUAAAUCAUUGGCUGUACAUUGACUAAUACUAGUUCCUUGACACGUCUGUUAAACUUACGCCUUUAUUAUUUAUUUCAAGUAAAUCAAAGUUGAAAAUGUCUCUACCAGAUAAGUUAAACUAUAAUCCAGACGAAGACUUGGCAUUUAAAGGCUUUAGCCAAGAGUUCCACGGGUUCACGAUGGUGCACCGGGUAGCGACGGACGAGCGGCCCUUCGAGACGCCGUCCUCGGACGAGAGCGGCAUGGGUCGCAGCGACUCCCCCAGCGACGAGUCCGAACCAGAAGCAGCUCUGGUGGUACCACCAGAUGGCGGUUGGGGCUGGGUUGUGGUGGCGGCUUCUUUCAUGUGCAAUUUUGUGGUGGACGGCAUCAUAUUCUCUGGAGGAUGUCUCUUGGAGCCGAUAGAAAAAUCUUUUGGGGCAAACAAAAGUCAAGUGGCGUGGGUGAACUCUCUGCUGUCUGGAUUCUACCUUCUAAUGGGGCCCUUCGUUUCCGCCUUAGCUAACAGAUACGGUUUCCGCCUGGUGACAAUAGUCGGCAGUGUACUCGCGAGCAGUGCGUUCGCUCUAUCGUACUAUGCGACCGGCGUCGUGUAUCUCUAUCUUGUUUAUGGUGUCGUGGGAGGUAUCGGGUUAUGCAUGAUCUACAUGCCAGCGGUGUUAGUGGUUGGUUUCUACUUCGAGAGAUGGCGCGCGCUAGCCACCGGCCUCGCGCUUUGUGGCUCCGGUGUCGGCACCUUCGUGUUCGCGCCCCUCACCAGGUAUCUGCUCUCCAAGUACGAGUGGACCACUACUCUUGUGAUACACGCAGGGUUAAUUCUACUAUGCGUCGUUUUUGGCUCCCUGUUCAGGCCAAUCAAGCCAGUUAGAGUGACAUUGGCCGAUCAAGUCGAAGAAGAGGAUGCCUCGCGCCGUCACGAGGAAGCGGUAGAAAAAUUAAAUUCAAUGCUCAAACUUCAUAGUAAACUUGAUUCUGGAAUAUCUAUGCCGAAUGAAGUGAGGUUCACGAACAAAGUGAGCCCCCAUACAUGGAUGGGAGUCGCCAACAACACGCGCUACCCAACCGCUGAAGAAGUAUUUCGCGGCAGCAACUCUCAUAUCAGCAGACGAUCAUCUGCUACAGCGACAACGUUGAAAAACCAUCUUGCAAACAAACCGAUGUUCAUUGCCGUCCCGGUUGCAGAGAAGGACGAGCAAGAAGACUCAAACAGUAACCUUGAGAACGUUGAACCUUUACUCUCCAAUCCUGUUAAAGUUGUCACCAGAGAUGCACGACCACGUCGAUCGCACUUAGACUUAGUUGCGAGACCGUUUUAUCGUGAUGAUAUUUUCUUUGGAGGCAGUUUGGCUAGACUUCCGCAAUAUACUUCUCGCACUUCCCUCGGCUAUCAUUUAGCGGUAACUCAUGUCCCUACACAGGAAGACACUCAAGAAGAAACUUCUGGCAAAUGUCAAUUGUGUCCUGAGGCUGUAAAACGUGCUUUGGCUACAAUGUUGGAUGUUAGCCUAUUCCGAUCACCGACAUUCGUAAUUCUUGCCGUCAGCGGUUUCUUUACAAUGUUGGGCUUCUUCGUCCCUUACCAGUACGUUGCGGAAAGAGCACAAAACGGUGGCAUGAGUGACGUUACAUUCUUAGUAUCUGCUAUUGGAAUAUCCAAUAUUAUGGGACGUGUCGCCUGCGGAUCGGUGUCAUCUAUGCCGAAAAUGUCUCCAUUGUGGCUAAACAACAUUGCAUUAACUGCUGGUGGAAUUGCUACUAUGCUCAGUGGAUUAGACUAUAGCGACGCAUUUCAGUUCGGUUACUGCGCUAUAUUUGGACUUGCUGUAGCGUGCUUCGCUUCUCUGCGAUCAAUUCUGGUAGUGGAGUACAUUGGAUUAGAGCAGCUGACCAACUGCUUCGGCCUUUUCCUACUAUUCCAGGGCAUAGGAGCGCUUCUCGGUGGACCCAUUGCUGCCGCUCUCAUCGACUGGACUAGGGAAUACGAUAUCUCGUUCUACGUCUCUGGUGGAUUCCUGCUAUUCUCUGCUGUCAUGUGCUAUCCCAUUGACUACAUCAGCCGCUGGGAAAAAUCAAGGAACAAACUUGCAGCCUCGCCAAAAGUAUGAAUACUUUCAUGCCAAAAUAGGUUUUUCCUAUAAGAAGUGAAUUAAGCUAUGUAAAAACUGAAAGAAAAACGAAACUGACCCUGUAGUUAGAGUUAGGUAAAAGUUGCUGCAACGAGAUUUGUACUGUAAUUGCGAAUACAAGUUAUGCUCCUUUUUCUUUUUUUUUAAUGACAAGUUUUUAUAAUAAUCUAGGUAUCUUUAGCCCGUUUUAGGUGCUAUUGGUAUUUAUAACUAUAAUUAUAGUAAUAAUUUUAUUAUUUAAUAUUUCAUCACCAACACUGCCCGAUUUUUCCAUAUUUUUGAUAUUCUAGGUAUUUUUAUAUAUAAAGUUGAAAAAAAAUCGUAGAGUUCAAAAAAUAUAGAUCAUUUAAAAUAAUUCUCCCAAAUUUUAUAUACGUAGGGUAUAAUUUUCCUAUUUUGUAUCUUGUACUUUAAUAUCAAAAAUAAAUAAAUUAAGUAGUUUAUUGUACUUAAGUACUUACUAUUUACAUUUGUUACACAAUUUGUAAAGCUGAAUCUCUUUGAGAUGGGAUUUUAUAAAAAUGUUUUUAUAUAUUAGGUACCUACAGUACAUAUCCUUUGUACUUAACACAUCACAUAUUUGCCAUAACUAUUUACGGAUAAUAUAUUAAAAAGUGCCUAUCUACAUUUGUGUAGUAAAUUAUAAUAAUAUAAUCUUUGAUAUUUGAACAAAAUGUUUAUACUUAUGACUCUAAUACUAUGUAUAAAAUAUGUUUAAGGGAAUGUCAUAUUUUUUUUAAAUUACCUUUCCGUGCAGUACAUGGGCCUAAUAAUAUGGGAAUUCUGCAAAGGAAUUCAGUUUAUUUAUGCAAAGACUCAAAAGAGUUCGAAAUAUGCAUUUAAAAUAGGAUUAGUAGAUUGUAAAGUACAAAGACUCGAAAUAUUUAGUAGCCCACCUGUAUCCUUAAUACGAGAAUUGUACGAUCUUAUUCCAAGAGAUUUCCUUACGCCUAUCAUCUUGUUGCUAAAUGUUUUAAAUUAACGUGUAUUACAGUACUGUGUAAAACCUGUUUAAAUAAUAUCUUGUUCAGGACAAAAUGGCAUAUUGUCGACCAAUUUCGCGCUCUUUUUCAAUGCGAUUAUAGGAAAGAGAGAGCUAGAGCUAUAUUUCCGGUUAAUUGGCCGACUAUUUUUUUUUCUCUGCACGAGUAAUGUAAUGGCGCGCACGUCUGCUAGAGAAUCGUUAAUCGGCAUUUACUAAUCGAUUUUAGCUUUCUCUAGUUGCGUGAUGCGUCAAAGUGACAUCUACCAGCCGCCUCAUCUUACAUUGAACUAACAGUAAAAGUGCAAAUAUAAAUAAAUAUGCCAAUUCAAGUUUACAUUGUCCAUGGAAUGUCAGAAACGCAUUCUUAAAAUCGUCACUUUAUAUUUAUAACAUUUGGGAGGUACCUAAUAGGUAUCUACCUACCUAUUAAACUGGCGUUACUAUUUGGAUUCACGGUAAAUAUUCAAUUCUCGUACUACAGUGGUACAGUAUUUUUUAAAUGAAAGUACUAUGUAGAUCUGAUGCCAAUACGUACCUUUGUCUUCUUUACAGAGUAGAAAAUUAAGUAUUUUAACGCAGUGUAAACUAAACCAAAGGCCUAACAUGUGACCAACGACAUAAUCUCGCGAAGAGAAAAAGCCAUGGUUGACCAAUGGCGGUUGAGCCGGAAAUAUCGCUCGCUCUUUCGCAACGAAAGAGAGAUCUAUAUUUCCGGUUCGGCGCUAGUUUGUUGACAAUAGGCACCUAUUUAAUAUAUAAUUUUGUAUCCACGAGAUAUGUUAUUGGUUACAAAUGUGUGGUUUAGGAAUUCAAAAAAUUCAACUUAAGGGCUUGCCUAGGUAGGUAUUAGAAUUUUUCGUGCAAACUUUUAACUCAAAUAGUAAAUAAAAGACUUAAAAGUUUGCAUUAAAAAAUAUAACUUGACUUGACUUUAAAUCGUUGUUGAUUAAAAACUGAAAUCUUUGAAGUCCAAAAAAUCUUUUGCUGAAAACGUUUUCGAGGUCUUAUUGGGCAUAAUCAUCAUUAAUCUCUUUGAACAUUAUUAUUGAAAUUAUUAAAGGGUUGGCCCAUAAUAUUGCAAGCCUACGACCACAUUUGCAUCGAUAAAAAUGUUCACGUGGGAAAGAUUGUAAAUUUAUUGGGCAUGGGCAAGUGAAUGGUCACAGGCUAAGAGCUACGUUUACACUGGUUUACAUUUCAUUAUUUUAUCGUCCAGUUAGUAGAUAAGUACUAUUAUUGUCUUAUGGACUUCGACGACGACUAGUAUACCGGCAAUAGUUAUUUAGUUCUAUCUCUAUACAUCUACCUAGUAAGCAUUAGUAGUCGGUAGUAAUUAUUGUAAGCCUGUUGCCUUUAUUCCUAUUAUUUUGCAAUGUUAAACAAUUACAGUGUAAACGUGGCCUUAUAGUUAUUUGACAUGACAAAUACAAUACGACUCAUUGUGACGUCAUUUCCGCCAUUGGUGCUUGGUGCUAAAUUAACCUAUAUUGAGACUAUAUUGUAUCCUUAUGUAUUUUGUAUGGGUGUGUACUUUUUUAAGACUAUUGUUAUAUUAUAGGCAAUGCAUGAGUGCAAAUGAGUGAUUUUAUUUAGAUUUUAUAGUUAGGUACAUAUAAUAUUAUUGUUAAUGUUAUUCAUGUUUGUGCCUUAUUGUAUAAACUAUAAAGUGAUAGUUAUUUUAUUUUCAGAUACCUCUUAAUUAGUUAUCGAAAUCCAUACUUACCUACUAUAAUAUUAUUAAUGAUGAAGUAAGUCUGUCUGUCUGUUGGCUUUUCAAAACUGAAGCGUAACCGCUGGACCGAUUUUGAUGAAAUUUGAUAAAGAAAUAUUGUAGUAAAGUUCUCCAUUUUUCAAGUUGUACCUACCUAUUUAUGAAUACUGGUGCAAUAAUCAUUAAUAAAUAAUAUGAUUUAAGAUUUAUUGAAAUUCGAUCCCAAAGGAUGUUGGGGCGAUUAUGGCGGUUAAGCCAACCAUUUCUCAAGUUAUAUUUUUUUAAAAAUGGUAGGUUUAUAGCCGAUCGAAUAGCCGAUACUGGGAAUGUAAGGGAUGAAAGAUGAGGUACACUGAUUUUCUCGCAGACGAAAUCGCGGGCGUCCGUUAGUAUUAAAUAUAGCUUUGCUAUAGGUUCAGUUAUAUUUAAAAAGUACUUGGGAAUGUUCCAAAUACCCCAUGAACUUUACUUAUUGUUUAAGAUACCUACUAUUUAGUUAUUACAAUUAAAGUUAGCUUAAGAAAUACGACUGUGGCUGUGGUCUUUGUGUAAUUUAGCAAAUAAGAAAUCAUAGUCAUAGUAGGUAAUAAGGUACAGGCACCGAAAGGAUAACGCCGGCUACAGACGGUCAAGUUUUUUAAAAACUUCAAGUAAAACUUUUUUGAGUAAAACGGUCAAGUUUUACUCCGUAAAAAAUAUCGAAAUGUGAUUACUUAUAUAUAUAUUAAUUUAUAUGAUGGGUAGCAGCGACGGUGAUCAUCAUUUUGUGGUAGAGGAAACACCUCAAGCAGAUCUCAGGACUUGUGAUCUUGGGUGUCGGUUUAGGGAUCCCUUUAGAACACUCACACUCACCUCUCCUUCCCGACAUGUUCUCCGUGCCCACACUACACAAUUUAUGAUCAAUAGUACAACACAAAACAUUAUUGCACAUAAUCACCAACGCGACUAGCAAUGUGAUGAUCACGCAAAUCAUCAAAUACCCUUCUAAAAACUAUCGCUGUCGUAACAACUUUAUACAAAUACUUACUUUUUAUGAUAAAAUAAAUAAUUUAUAUAUUAAUGUAUAUGUAUAGAAAUACCACCCGUACUUGAGGAACUUGUAGGUAACAUAUACCUACUUGACCGUCUGUGGCCGGCGUAAGGAAUACGAAUAUGUAGUUUGUAAAGUUGAUGAGUUCAGAUCCAUCUGUUAGGUAUUUUGUGGUGUACCGACCUACCGCGUCUUGUUUUUAUGUAAGUAGGUACUAUACCUACAUACUUUAAAGUGACUAUGAUUUUCAAACUACAUUCAUUAAUCAGUGAAUAAUAUUUCUAAGUCUAUGCCACAGUGCCAUUAAUAUGCGCGAUUGACAUUUGGGUAUUUUGAUUUUUGAACGAUCGUCAAUCAGCUGGGGACAUAACGAUUAAUAGGCCCUACAAACUACUUUAGUACUUUAGUCGAAUACGAACAAUUUUUGAAUUUACCGCCCAAAAACUGUUCGUACUCGACUAAAAUACUAAACUAGUCCGAACUAGGCAUUACGGCAACGCAAAUAUAUUGCUAUUUAUUUCUAACUAUACAAGCCUGGAUGCGAUAAAGUUAAAAAUGUCAAUAAUAUAAUUUUAUGAUAGUUAUUGAAACAAUUUGUUCCUUUAAAUAGUGAAAUACUGAAAUAGGUACCUACGUUAAAUUAAUUUAGAAUUUACGCAAGGUCAGAUUAGUUUCAAAAUUCAAACCCAAAUGUUUAUAAUAAGUGAAAUGUAUGAUCAACUUGCUUGCUUAAUGUUCCGAAUUAUUUAUAAAAAAAAAACGUAAUGCGAGCGGGUAAUAUACCUUCCUACUAUUAACAUAGAAUAAAAUAAUACGUCCGCAGAAAAUUCGUAUGUAAUAAAAUCAUGUUGUUACUCA